Messenger RNA from Micropterus salmoides (largemouth bass), 4602 nucleotides. It is a transcript of the gene ube2z, whose product is annotated as ubiquitin-conjugating enzyme E2Z. The record is from RefSeq and is a predicted model, not a curated record. Gene Ontology annotation, cellular component: nucleus. Gene Ontology annotation, biological process: negative regulation of apoptotic process. Gene Ontology annotation, molecular function: ubiquitin conjugating enzyme activity; cysteine-type endopeptidase inhibitor activity. The transcript is spliced from 8 exons. The coding region runs from base 344 to 1537 and encodes 397 amino acids. Lineage: Eukaryota; Metazoa; Chordata; Actinopteri; Centrarchiformes; Centrarchidae.
AGAGGAACUUGACUGGUGAGAAAUCAGAUCCUAAGUUGCGUUAUGGAGAUGGACUAGUGGGGAUGUGGUCGUUUUAAAACCAAAAUAAUCGGAUACCAUCCCACACUCCUUUAAAAACCGACAACAACCGAACUGAACAACCUUCAGAAACCGUAGUUAAGUGAACGACGUAAUUUUGCUACCGACUUAAUACUUUUUGGAGGCCCGAGGAAAAACACAACAUUAAGCUAACGAUAAGUAGCCACCAUGUCGUGGGAAGAAAUGCCUUGUUUUCUGGCCUCGUCUCUAACCGGUUUUUCUGCUCUCUGAUCCCAGUGGACAAAACAAGCAAAGCUUGCGAGCCAUGGCGGACAGCUUCGGAGAGCAGUCCAGCGGCGGUGCCCUUGGCUUAGGCGUUACCGGACUGCCGACUUUGGCUAACUCUCUGCCGGGGGGCCACUCUGCAGCCAGCGGUACUCUCUCCAGCUCCAACCCUGCGUCCCCUGCCCCCGCCGCGGCCGCGCAGAGUGGCCUAACCGCUUUGGUGGCGCCUCUGUCCGCUGUCACUGCUACCCCAGCCAGUUUUGGGAACACGUUCACCCCCGGCUCAUCGCCCCCCGUCGUGGCCGUGUCUCAGACCGUACACGCCUCCUCGCCUCUCACCGGUGUUGGGUUAGGGGUCGGCGGGGUGGCAGGAGCGGGCCUGUUGUCCCAAAUCCACGCUACUUCCUGGGACCCGACCCUAAGCACGGACUGGGACAACGAGAAGGCUUCUCAGCAGUGCAUCCUGAGGAUAAAGAGGGAUAUCAUGUCCAUCUACAAGGAACCUCCACCGGGGAUGUUUGUCGUCCCUGAUCCUCAAGACAUGACCAAGAUCCAUGCCCUGAUCACAGGCCCAUUUGACACACCGUACGAGGGCGGCUUCUUCCUCUUCCUGUUCCGCUGCCCUCCCGACUACCCCAUCCACCCGCCGCGGGUCAAGCUCAUCACCACCGGACACAACACCGUCCGCUUCAACCCCAACUUUUACCGCAACGGCAAGGUCUGCCUCAGCAUCCUGGGGACAUGGACAGGCCCAGCAUGGAGUCCAGCCCAGAGUAUCUCAUCUGUCCUCAUCUCCAUUCAGUCUCUGAUGACGGAGAACCCCUAUCACAACGAACCUGGCUUUGAACAGGAACGCCACCCAGGGGACAGUAAGAACUACAACGAGUGCAUCCGCCAUGAAACCAUGAGGGUGGCUGUGUGUGACAUGCUGGAGGGCAAAGUCCCCUGUCCUGAAGCUCUGUGGAGUGUGAUGGAAAAGUCCUUCCUAGAAUACUAUGAUUUCUAUGAGGGAGUCUGCAAAGAGAGACUCCAUCUACAGGGACAGAACAUGCAGGACCCAUUUGGCGAGAAGCGUGGUCGUUUUGACUACCAGGGCCUGCUGGCUCGCCUCAGCGCCACCCACAGGCGGAUACGGGAGAAAAGCCUGGCGGAGGACGACCACAACGACGAUUCAGAGUCGGACACCAGCUCCUCGGGGACGGACCCCGACAGCCAGGGCAGCUCUCAGCCCUGACUUCCUGGACAGUUCUGGACUCCAAAGCCAGACCUGGAGCUGAAGACAAAGGGACCUUUUUUUUGUUUUGUUGCGGUGGAGGAACAAAAUGACAGAAGAUAAUACAAUGCCUAAGUUCAAGGCUUUAGUGAGUUCAGGGUUCAGGAUUGGAAUCAAGCUUCUGUUGUAUGGGUAUUGCUAGUCAAAUGCUGGCAAGUUUGGCCUGGAGCUGUGUAUUUGUUCUACUUUUGUAGCUAUAACCAGCUGUCAUUUUGAUGUCAUGUUUGAUUCUAAAACUCAAGUUGGCUGCCCAAAUGCUUGCUUGAUGUUGAGAUAAACCAGCCAUUGUUGCUUUUGGAUAUAGGAGGUUAGUUUCAUGGCUCAAACCUCAAACUUGAAAUGAACAAAAGAAGAAGCUAUUGCAGCAUUCUUGACUGUUGUUCCUCUUUGACCCACAAGCCUAAACAGAAAUCUAGGAAGUUUUUAAUACUCUUGACCUGGGAAAGACUAUCUGGCGGGGAUCUGCAAGGUGAAGGCCUGGAUCUCACUUUGGCUUUGAAGUCCAGGCAGGUUUGGGCCAGACAAAGGGACCUCAGAAUGGGAAAAGUGGGGUGACCUAUUGCAGUGGAAAGGUAGUUGAGUUCCGGAGGAAGGAAAGAUGAAACUUUUUUUAAACAUUUAAGGUAGUGGCACAUCAGCAAGGCUUUGCGAGUCACGUGCCUCGUCUCCUCGUCUGGUCAGGGUGAAGCUCUUUCAGACUGAACCUCAGCCGCCUCUACAACCAGGCCACAUAAAACAUCAGCAGCUUGCCAUUCUGAAUACAGUGAGCCCUGUGUAUUAUACAAAUAAAUCCUGCUUAGCUUUAUGUUCUAAUAGUGCUGUUGAAUUAACAGUAAAUCUGUUUAUCAGAUAAGAAGCUGUUAGACAAAUGUCAGUUUCAUUGACAUCUACCUUUAUAUCCUAUGUUGUGUUUUCUCAUUUUUGCUGAAACUGACUUGCAGAGUGUAGGCUGCAUUGUUUAUUUGGAAACUGCUGUUCGUUGGGUUGCUGACUCUCUGGCUGAUGUGAUUAACCUGUCAAGAUAUAAACCAAACCAUUCUGUGCUUUAGCUAGAUCCACCUGGGGUUGGGGGGGGGGGUUUUAAUGGAGGCUAGCAAGCCUGUGUUCACGCUGCAAGUAACUCAGUCGCUCUGUUCUGUCUGAAUGAGUGGGCCUACCAAAGGCUUUGCUUGCUUCUCUACAGCGAUGUAGACAGAAGACAAAUCGAGCCUUUUCACUGCUUUUAUUUUGGUUUCUUGAUACUGAAAAUACCUAAAAUGGCAUUGGCUGACUAAGUAGCUUUUGUUGAAAAUAAACCGAUAAACCCUGGGCUCAACCUGUAUUCAUUUGUUAUUUGACAUGCAUGCUUUUCAGCGCUAGAUGUCGGUCUGGUUUGAUGUUGACAAAAACAUCAGUAAAGGAAAUGAGACAACAUCUGAGAUCAGGUGCUGAUUAUCCAACGUUAAUCAGUUUGUUUUGCCCGGGCACACACAGGCCAAGAUUCACUCGUCAGUGGCACAGGACUUGUUGACAGCAUUGCUUGCAGUGUGAACACAUGAGCAGAGGAAACACUCCAAAACACUCCUUGUGCUUUAUGUAGAUUGAAAGUGUUAUUGGUGUCUGUAAUCAUUUCACCUGUUCAGACUGGCUGUGAAGAGAUCCCUUUCCAGCUUGACUCAGCUGUAAGACAUGGGACAAAAUCUACAGUCCUUGUUCCAUGUCAGCCGAAGCUGUUGAGGCUACAUCUCUGUGAGAUCCAUUCAUCCUGGUAGUCAGGUUCAGGUUUAUUGCAGGUAUUUUUUAUUUAUUUUUUUGCUUACAGUGCAACACCAAUUAUAUCCCUCAGCACUGUCAGUGGAAACUGAAUUUUGUACUAAGACUGUAACAUACAAGGCUAGUCUGAUCAAGUGGGUAUCUUCCAAUAAGCUUCUGGUUCACUUUGCAAUGCAUUUUUCACGGGAUAUGAGGAAGUUAUCUCUUCACAGACAGUAUGGGGAGGAGGAAUGAUUGUACUGAGUAACCAGUACCCAAUUCAUAAUCCAUAAUCCAAAGUACAUACAGGAUGUUAGUGUUGUUUUGAGAGAGAGUUGAAAAUAAGCAUAUUUACUUUGCAGAGAGUUAGAUGAGAACAUCAUCUAAUCAAAAAUCCCUCUUAUGUCUGUAUGUUAGAUCUGAAGUCGCAGGCAGUUAGCUUAGAACAAAGACUGGAAACACUGUGAAACAGCUAGUCUGUCUCCGUCUGAAGGUGACAAAACCCACCUACCAGCACCUCCAAAGCUCCCUAAUUUUCUAUUUUACAAAAUUCAGGUACAUAAACCCCUAUAAAAAAAUAAAAUGUUGAUUUAUAUAUACAUGUAAAAUGUUAGUGAGAAUUAGAGGUGCUGGUAGCAGGAUUUUGCUACUUUUGGAUAGGUUAUCUGUUUCCAGUCUUUGUGCUGAGCUGACUGGCUGCUGAACCCUAACCACAUAUUUACACCACAUCAUACUUUCAAGUGUAUUUCUCAAAAUGUUGAACUAUUCCUUUAAGUCUUAAUACAGACUCUUUAAACUUUUGCAUACUGUCCCUUUGUGAUGAGACAACGGGGUCAGACAAAUGAAUGGCUGUUUGUGCUUCUUGUAUUUCCUUUCUGCCUUCCAUCGUCCUCCAGCCUCUGCCUUUUGCUCUCACAGUUUUCCUUAACUGUCAUUCAAACCUUUUAUCAAACCCUGGUCCACUGGCGGGGGUUAGGUUGAGCAAGAUUCAACUGGCAUCACCAAUAUAGGGCAUUCUGUUUUAUUUCUUUUAUUAUGAUAAGGAAUGGUUAUAUGAGAAGCCGCUCCUAGCAGAAUAUGUGUGAUUGCCAAAAUGUUGAUUGCAACACACUUCCUGAAGUGGAAGUGAAGUGAUCAUAUCCCUGUUUGGUUGUGUUGUGUUGUACGUAAAGCAGGGUUCUUCUGUGGCUGUAUAAAGCCUGGUUUACUGAGUGAUUACAUUUCCAGGUCUUGAAAAUGUUGGUAAUGUACAGAUGUUAUGGAAAAGUACAGAAUAAAAUAUUGUUCAGUCCUUA